Striga hermonthica is the source of this 1122-nucleotide messenger RNA. NCBI's taxonomy places the organism in Eukaryota, Viridiplantae, Streptophyta, Magnoliopsida, Lamiales, Orobanchaceae. The record is from the annotation of a GenBank genome assembly.
AUGGGCCAGCUGUGUGAUUUCUGCCGUGAGCAGAGAUCCAUCGUCUACUGCACGUCCGAUGCCGCUUGCCUGUGUUUAUCCUGUGAUAGAACCGUACACUCUGCGAAUGCUCUCUCGAAACGCCACUCGAGGACCCUCGUGUGUGGGAAAUGCCAAUCUCUGCCCGCUAUUACCCGAUGCAUGGAUGAAAACAUCUCACUUUGCCAAAACUGCUAUUGGUCUGGGCAUGGGGUCUCUGGUUCUCAACACAAGACACGAACGAUCGGUUCAUACUCCGGUUGUCCCACUGUGAAUGAAUUUUCAAGCAUUUGGUCCUUUUUUACGGUGGACAAGUCGGGUUGGGAUGUGGAAGAAGGAGAAGAAAGGGCCCAUGAAUGUCAACUGGUGUGGAAUGAUUUCAGCGUGGAGGAUAAUGCUGGUAUGGACGUGUUAGCUCCCAAUGUCGAGCGAUUUCGUGAAAAUGGAUCAUUAAAUUUUCCUGGUCAAAAGGCAUGUUCGUCGAGAACAAAACAUUAUGGAACCCCUCAUGAUACUCUCUACCAGGAACUCAAUAUCUCUGAUACGGACUUGAGUUUCGAAAACUAUGAUGCACUUUUUGAUGAUGCAGAAGAAUUUUUCAAGAAUGGUGGGAUGGAUAGCUUGUUUGAAACUGAAAAUUUUCACGGCACUGAUUGCAAAUCUGAGUGUGUACAAGUGGAGACGUCCGCAAGUACAAAGAGUGAAACGGUGCAGCCGGCCUACAGCAAUCAAGUAUCUGUUGACUCCAUUACAAGCUGUAAAUCUGAUGAUCAAAACAUUUGCUUUCAUGGGCCCACCCAAUCACUUUCAUUUUCGGGCUGGAAUGGAGAAGAUGACACUUUAGAUAAGCCCAGGCGUGGAGAUCUUGUAAUGGAGGAACAUCUGUGCAAUGUACCUUGUUUCGACUAUCCGUUGUCAUCGGCUAUCAGGGAUGUAGCGGUUUUGCGGUACAAAGAGAAAAGAAAAACACGCAAGUUCGAUAAGAAGAUAAGAUAUGCUUCACGGAAAGUGAGGGCUGACGUUAGGAAGCGCGUCAAGGGACGUUUUGUGAAAGCUGGCGAGCCUUAUGACUAUGACCCACUCGACUUGAUAAGAAGCCAUUGA